AUUGUCCCGCGCGCGGACGUUUUUUGUCACCGCGCACCUCGGCCCUUCGGAGGUUAAGCCCAGUGGCCCUGCGGAUGCCGACUAGGGGAGGGGACAGAAGUAGCUUAACCCGAGUCUGUCGUGUGCAGCAUCGGGGCAGAGAGUUGCUUAACCGAGCUCGUCUUGCCGUAGAGCCGUGCUGGGCACUGAGGCUGGGACAGGCCCUGCCUGGUCCUCGACCCGGUGGACGCCCAGCUCGGGAUCUCAGGCCCCUGCCCGUGCCUGGAGGAGAGCAUGGAAGAGAGGGAUGAGAAGCCCCCGGGACCCCUGAAGGCCAGCGCGCAGGAUCUUAGUUCCCCGACCCGGGAUUGAACCUGUGCCAGGGCAGUGAAAGUGCUGGGUCCUAACCACUGGACUGCCAGGGAAGUCCCUAAGUGUGCUUUCUGUUAUUUCCUAAGGAAAUACUAUCAAGAAGACUUACUGGAUAUUACAUUUUUAAAAUAUUGCCAUUAAAAAAAACAAAAAUAAAAGCAAAGAGUAUAUGUAAAAAUGGAUGAAAUCUGGAUAAAGUCGGUACCUGAGUUAAAAAUGUUGAACUGAUAUCAGUUUCCUGAUUUUGACAAUGCACUGUGGUUACGUGUGAUAGUAUCAUUGGGAGAAACUGGGUGAAGGGUACACAGGAACUCUCUCUGUUCUGUUUUUGUAAAUUCUUGUGAGUCUUAAACUAUUUCAAAAUAAAAUGUUAUUUUAAGAAAUAUAUUGCCAAUCCAGGGAGCUUGUAUCAACUUAAACUUCCACUAGGAGUAUAUGAAGCUCUUGACCCGUGGGCCACCAGGGCAGGAGCCAUUAGCAACAGGCCGAAGAAGCAGUCCAUGUGGUUGGGAUAUUGGUUACAUACAGGGGUUUGAGCAGAUAAGUAAAUAUAAAUAGGAUAAUGGGACGCAGAGAAGGAAGGUACAAAUAUAGAAAGUGGGAAGGCUAGAAUUGUUGAAUUGUAAUUGGAAUUAUUGCUGUGAAUUUAAUGGUCUCUAAGGUAUAGAGGUGUCAUAGAAAUAGAGAUGUGAUUUUAUCUGAUUGAAAGAGAUGAGCAUCUUUUUGUAUAUUCACUGGCCAUUUUAUUUCUUCAUAGUUGAGUUGCCUGCGCAUUUUCCUUUGUCUAUUUUUCUUUCUUUCUGAUUCGGAGGAAAUCUUAACAACAUAGAUUCUUAUUGGUGGUGCCUUUAUCGGUGGCACUUUUUGCCAAACAUUUUAUGAAGUUAAUUUGUUGAUCUUUGUCUUUAUCAUUCUUUGGUCUUGCUGUAUUACGUGUUAUUUCCGUACAAUUCCGUGAUCCAGGAAUUCAGGCAGGGAUUUAAGCUGGACAGUUCUUUUCUUCUGCAUCGUGUCUGGGGUCACUCAGCUCCGUUCAGCUGGUAGCUGGGCUGGUCUGGAAGAUGCACAAAGACAUCAUGCUGUUUCUGAUGCCUCUUGCUCCUCCAGAUGUCCCCUCUCUCUCUCCACAUGCUCAGCUUGAGCUUACCAGUGGGAAGGAGCAGAAGUUUGGACUGUCUCCUUCCUCAGGAGAUUAUCGUCAAGGUCGAGAGAGACGAUGCCGGGUCACUGGCCGUUGCAUCCCAGGAAGGAGUGAACUUCCAUAGAGUGACUGUGGACUUCACUCAGGAGGAAGAAGGCACUUUGAACCCUGCCCGGAGGACCCUGGACAGAGAUGUGAUCCUGGAGAACCACAGGCACCUAGUCUCUUGGAAGUCGGCAACUGCACUUGGAAGAAGAGAAUCAACAUCAAAGCAGAGCAGUUUUGGUGAUGAACCAUCCCACAGAGUGAAGAUAGAAAGGUUGACAAGAGAUGAUCCUUGGUUAUCUUCAUGUGAAGAAGUUCAGGAUUGUAAGGAGCUUUUGGAGAAGCAACAGGAAAAACAAGAGAGACUUUUGAAGGAAGUGACAUUCACUCACAGAACAGCUAUUAGUCAUGAGAGAGCCUGCAAAAGUGAUGACCUUGAGGAGAAGCGUGGUCCAAAUAACAGUCUUCUUUCACCACAGAUGAUACCCAUAAGAAACCAUUUUCAUAAACAUGCUUCACAUGUUAAAAAAUUUCAUUAUAAUUCUAUGGUAAACACUCAUCAGAUGAUUAAUGAUAGUGAGAAACUCUGUGAAAAUAAAGAAUGUGGAAACCUCCCCCAGAGCAUUCAUUUUUUUCAGUUUACAAAAGCUCAAACAGAAGAUAAAUCCUAUGGAUUUAGUGACAGUAUUCAACACUUUAGCCAUGAUAAACCCCUAAAUCUACAUGAGAAAAUACAUGCACAAGGAAAAUCCUUUGAUUUUAAGGAACAUGGGCAAGUUUUGAACCACAGCAUAUCCCAUAAUGAACAACAGAGAAUCCCUGUUGAAGAGAGUCAGUAUAAAUGUAAUAAAACCUCCCAGAGUUCAUCCCUUGCUCAAAACAUGAGAAAUCAUUCUGAAGAGAAACCCUUUGAAUGUAAUCAGUGUGGGAAAUCCUUCAGCUGGAGCUCUCAUCUUGUUGCACAUCAGAGAACUCACACAGGGGAGAAACCUUAUGAAUGUAACGAGUGUGGGAAAUCAUUCAGCCGCAGCUCUCACCUUGUUUCCCAUCAGAGAACUCAUACUGGAGAGAAACCUUACAGAUGCAAUCAGUGUGGGAAAUCCUUUAGCCAGAGCUAUGUCCUUGUCGUGCAUCAGAGAACUCAUACUGGAGAGAAGCCUUAUGAAUGCAGUCAGUGUGGAAAGUCAUUCAGGCAGAGCUACAAACUUAUUGCACAUCAAAGAACUCAUACUGGAGAGAAGCCCUACGAAUGUAAUCAAUGUGGGAAAUCAUUUAUCCAGAGCUAUAAGCUUAUUGCCCAUCAAAGAAUUCAUACUGGAGAAAAGCCCUAUGAAUGCAAUCAAUGUGGAAAGUCCUUUAGUCAAAGUUACAAACUUGUCGCGCAUCAGAGGAGUCACACAGGAGAAAAACCCUUUGAAUGUAAUCAGUGUGGAAAAUCCUUCAGCUGGAGUUCUCAACUGGUUGCACACCAAAGAACUCAUACUGGAGAGAAACCCUACGAAUGUAAUGAGUGUGGGAAAUCUUUCAACCGCAGUUCUCACCUUGUUAUGCAUCAGAGAACUCAUACUGGAGAAAAACCCUAUGAAUGUAAUCAGUGUGGGAAGUCCUUCAGCCAGAGUUAUGUUCUUGUUGUACAUCAGAGAACUCAUACUGGAGAAAAGCCCUAUGAGUGCAGUCAGUGUGGAAAAUCCUUCAGGCAGAGUUCAUGCCUUACUCAACAUCAGAGAACUCAUACUGGAGAGAAACCCUAUGAAUGUAACCAAUGUGGAAAAACAUUCAGCUUGAGUGCUCGACUUAUUGUACAUCAAAGAACUCAUACUGGAGAGAAACCCUUUACAUGUAAUCAGUGUGGGAAAGCUUUCAUUAAUAGUUCUAAACUUAUUAGGCAUCAGGCAACUCAUAUUGAAGAGAAACCCUAUGAAUGUAACUAGUUUGGAAAUCUUUCAGCCAGAGUAUAUCCCUCCCUCCUUCCCUCCUUCUCUCCCUCGCUCCCUCCUUCCCUUCCUCCCUCCCUUCAGCCCCUCAUUUCCUCCUUCCCUCCUUCCAUUCCUCCAGGAUUACAUGUAUUGGAAAGAACUACUAUGAAAACAAUGUGUCUGGAAAAAGCUUUCAGUUAGCUCUCUGUUAUUGUGUAUCUGGAAAUUUGUUCUGGGGAAGAAACAGAGAAAAACUAUCAAAUAUUUUACUUAACAGUUCCAUGUUAAAAAAUCAAACUUGGCCCUUAUAACACAUUCCCACAAAAGUAAUAACUACUGGCGCUUUUCCUUGUAGAAAGCACUUCGACCUGACUUUGAGAGAAUUACCAUUAAAUGGGCAGUAUGCUGUGGAGUGAUUGCCAGUGAGGUGGACCUCUUUUCCAAUAAAGAAUAAAUGAGAAUGCUGAUACCAGUGGGCUUGUUGUUGAGAAGGUUGGAAAAUUGCUGUAGUUAUUAGAACUUAGGCUGGAAAAUGGCAUUUCAGUGUAUCAUUUUCCAACAUGAUUUCUCUAGCAGCUACUUAGUAAUCAGUUUCAUACAGCACUUUCUCUUAUAUGUGAAGAUUUUGUAAAAAUUAGGGAAAUGGCUACGAUAUGAACUGAAAAAUGCAGGGCAAGAGUAUAGAACAUUCAUUUCUAGAACCAUCAUGAUAAGAUAUUUGUGUUUGGAUCAGGGUCUAAAGGGAUUCUAGGUGUAUCUGUUUUAAUUUUAGGCUUAUGCCUGUUUUUUUUUGUGUAUGCUUUUUUAUAAUACUAACAAAUGAUAUGAGUAAUAGUCAAAAAAGUACAAACAUUUCCAUCUCUUUGACCAUUUAGGAAAGACCUGACAGUCAGAUAGCAAAGAUCCCUUAGGGUUCUGAGAGUUCCAUUUGGAUUAGCAUGAACAGGUUACUCCUUAGGACUUAGAUUCCCAGGAAUGUUCCUCAUUGAGAAUAAAAUAUUUCCCUGUGAAUGUGGAACUGGAAAUUUAAGCCAGAGGGACUGAGAAUGCAUGGGCAGUAUGGAGGGCAUAUGGGCUUUUUUUAACCCAUAUAUCAAAAGCAGUAUA
This is a messenger RNA of Globicephala melas (long-finned pilot whale), 4560 nucleotides long. RefSeq names its product zinc finger protein 180 (gene ZNF180). Gene Ontology annotation, biological process: regulation of transcription by RNA polymerase II. Gene Ontology annotation, molecular function: RNA polymerase II cis-regulatory region sequence-specific DNA binding; DNA-binding transcription factor activity, RNA polymerase II-specific. NCBI's taxonomy places the organism in Eukaryota, Metazoa, Chordata, Mammalia, Artiodactyla, Delphinidae. The record is from RefSeq and is a predicted model, not a curated record.